CCAGCUAAGAAGCUAAGCGUUUCAUGGUCAGCGGAAACCAGAGGGUAAACAGAACUCCGUCUGUGUCCAGGGCUCUCUGGGGACACCUGUCCACGCACAGCCAUUCCCACUAGAGCUCUGGUCCUGGAAAGCCGGACAGCGGGGUUGAGCUCUGUGGAAUUUGUUUAGUGAUCUGACCAUGUGAGAGACCCAGAGUAAGGGUGGGGGUGGGGGUGCCGCCCAGCCUCUGCCUCACUGACGGCCCAGGCCCUGCCCUCACCCCUCCUGACCAGACCCUGUCCAGGUUUUCAGCCACCCUGCGCUGGUGGGUCCUUCAGGCCACUCACUGAGCAAGUGAGGGGCUGAUUGGAGGUUAGAGUGCUGUGUUCGAGUAUGAGACCUGAGAAUAUGUGUGCACAGACUGCCGCGGUGUCCGUGUACAGUUGGGCCUGUCCCUACACGCUAGGAGCUGACUCCGAGUCCUGCUAGAUAGAUGCAGGAGGACAGAGGGAGGUGUGCCCAGGGUCCCUGAUCACUUCUACGAGCGCAUGUUUGUGCGUGUUGUUGGGGGUUCGGGAGUGCCCUUGAUCACCUGUGUGUGUGUCCCGCAAGGUGUGCGCCCGCGGGAGUUGGGGUGCACUGUGCCGCAGCACCCUCGACCAACUCUGUGUGCCCACGCACGCGUGUGUGUCCACGGGUGUGAGUGAGCGGAGGCCUCCACUGCGUCUCUACACCGGCACACCUGCGUGCGUCCCGGGGUCUGCGUCCCGCGGUCCCCGCCUUUCCCGCGAGCGUCCGUGAGAGGAAGGCGCUCGGCGGCCCUGCCCGGCCUUGAGAGUGCGCGCGCGGGGUCCCGGGCCGGGGCGCGCACGGUGUGAGUGUGGGUGCGGGCGACUGUGGCGCCGGGCGGCUCCCUCCGCCCCCUCCGCUCCGCGCCGCCCGCCCGCGCGCUCACCCUGCUUGGCUGCCGCCGGGUGACGCGGGCUGGGCCCGCCCCCUGCCUGCCGGCCUCCCGCACUCACUCGCGCCGGCCGCCGCGGAGCCGGCAGCAGCCGCGUCAGGGCUGUCCGGGGGCGCGGCCGGCGAUGCCCACAGCCCCUGCCGUGCCCUGCCGGGCCUGCUGAGCCGCUCCCGGGCCGAGGUCGCGCCGGGCCGGGGCCGCGCCCGGGCGGGGCGGCGCUGCCUGCAUGACCCUCCGGCGGCGCGGGGAGAAGGCGACCAUCAGCAUCCAGGAGCAUAUGGCCAUCGACGUGUGUCCCGGCCCCAUCCGCCCCAUCAAGCAGAUCUCCGACUACUUCCCCCGCUUCCCGCGGGGCCUCCCCACGGACGCCGCGCUGCGCGCCCCCGCGCCCCCGGACGCCCCCGCACGCCCAGCCGCGGCCAACGCCGGCCCCCGCAGCCCCUCCGACGGCGCCCGCGAAGACGACGAGGAUGUGGACCAGCUCUUCGGCGCCUACGGCUCCAGCCCCGGCCCCAGCCCGGGUCCCAGCCCCGCGCGUCCGCCUGCCAAGCCGCCUGAGGACGAGCCCGACGCCGACGGCUACGAGUCGGACGAUUGCACUGCCCUGGGCACCCUGGACUUCAGUCUGCUGUAUGACCAGGAGAGCAAUGCCCUCCACUGCACCAUCACCAAGGCCAAGGGCCUGAAGCCGAUGGACCACAAUGGGCUGGCAGACCCCUACGUCAAGCUGCACCUGCUGCCCGGAGCCAGUAAGGCAAAUAAGCUCAGAACAAAGACUCUCCGUAACACUCUGAACCCCAUGUGGAACGAGACCCUCACUUACUACGGGAUCACAGACGAAGACAUGAUCCGCAAGACUCUGCGGAUCUCCGUGUGCGACGAGGACAAAUUCCGACACAAUGAGUUCAUCGGGGAGACGCGGGUGCCUCUGAAGAAGCUGAAACCCAACCACACCAAGACGUUCAGCAUCUGCCUGGAGAAGCAGCUGCCGGUGGACAAGACCGAAGACAAGUCCCUGGAGGAGCGGGGCCGUAUCCUCAUCUCUCUCAAGUACAGCUCGCAGAAGCAGGGCCUGCUGGUGGGCAUCGUGCGGUGCGCACACCUGGCUGCCAUGGACGCCAAUGGCUACUCGGACCCCUACGUGAAAACAUACCUGAGGCCAGAUGUGGACAAGAAAUCCAAACAUAAGACAGCAGUAAAGAAAAAAACCCUGAACCCGGAGUUCAAUGAGGAGUUCUGCUAUGAGAUUAAGCAUGGGGACCUGGCCAAGAAGUCCCUGGAGGUCACCGUGUGGGAUUACGACAUUGGGAGAUCCAACGAUUUCAUUGGCGGCGUGGUUCUGGGCAUUAACGCCAAGGGGGAGCGCCUGAAGCACUGGUUCGACUGCCUGAAGAACAAGGACAAGCGCAUUGAGCGCUGGCACACGCUCACCAGCGAGCUCCCGGGGGCCGUGCUCAGCGACUGACGCCUGCCCGCCACCGCCACCCCCCUGCCGCCUGCACCCAGCACGGCUGGCCCCAGGCUUCCCCAGCAGCCACCACAGCCUGUGGCUCCCACGUCGGGGGAGAUCUAGGACCCCUGAUUGGAUGCAGAGCCACUGCAGUCCCCGUGUGGAGGACUUGGAGGGCUCAGCCACUCUGGGAGGGGGAGGGCAGGGAGCUGGGGUGGGGCUCUCAGCCCUCUGGUGCCCGAGAGGCCAGUGGUGGAAGGAGACCUCAGCAUGUGUCCAGGGAGAGGGAACAGGGCCACCUGGGGUAAGGGCCCUUCUAGAGGCCAGGCCAGGCUGAGAGGACUGGAGUGCGGGUCACACUGGGGGGCAGUGGGAACGGAGAAGAAGGGAGGUGGCGAGGAGACAGGCAGGGAGAGGAGGAGACCUGGAAGACCGGCUGCUCCCAGAUGCAGCCCAAGGCUGACUGCAUCCCUCAUCUCUGUCACCUGCUGGGCAGGCAGGAGUGGGCCUGCCAGCCGGAAGUCCACCGGAGUUCCCCAGGCUCCUGAUGAUGGGCAGGCUGAUACAUGCUUCACUCAGUGAUUCCACAGGCACUGGGGGGAAAUGAGACAUAGGGCCUGCCCUCAGGGAGUUCCCAUCGAGUCAGGGAACUGGGAACAAACCAUUCCAACUGUGGCAAGAAAUACCAAGACCAGCCCGGCCGGUCUGCAAGUACUGUGGGCUCUGUCAGGGAAAAGCUGUCCCAGCGGUGGGUGUGGUCACAAAGGCCUGGAGGAGAGAGGAAGCUGAUGGGGUCAUGGAGCUGCGGACCCGGGGCCUCCUCACCGGGCCAGGGUUUAUUGGGAAGGAGUGAGGCUCUAGGCAGGAGGCGGGGAAGUGACGGAAGCACCGUGGAGAAUGCCUGGGGCAGGGUCAACGUCAGACCGCAGACGCACGUCUCCCACUUUGAUCUCCUCCUCCUCCUGAGCGACCUCGAGGACAGCCCACCCCUCCUCCUUCCCUGCGUAAGCAUCAAGUCGACCGCAGUGGAGAAGAGGGUCCCUCGCGCUUGGAAAAAGCAAGAAUUUCUCCACGUCCUCACUCCGCCCUUUCCCCUUUUCUCUUGCUUCCUGGCUCGUGCUGAGUACUGGGGGCCUCCAGGUGGUUGCUCAUGGCAUCUUGGCCCUACCACUGCCACAGAUGUCCCUCUGGGAGUAGCCGGUGGCAGUCCAGGGCCUUGUCUAUGGGGAGGCCUGUGGGGCCGGGUCUCCCCUGCAGGAGCUGAGCAAGAGUCACCCUGCCUGGUGGGCCUGUCUGUUCCCCUAGUUAGGCUCUCCAAGAAGGGCUUGAGAGGAUCUGAAUCUUGGGGCUCAGGCCUGAAGCCAGCAAACUUUGCCUGCCUACCAAGGGGCCCUCAGGAACGCUGGGUGAACAUAUGCGGAGCCAAGGAGUUGCCCAGCUGGAGUCCCAGUGUGUGAUGGAGAGAGGCCCAGAGAGGGCAGGUGACCUGCCCAGGGCCCUCCAGCCCCCACACAGCUGGAACCAGGAUCCAGGGCCCCCAGCCCGGAGUGCUGGACACCACACUUGAGGGGAUCUGGUAUGCUGAGGUCACCCAAGAGAUCCUGCUGGCUGCUAGCCUGGGGCUCACCUGCCUGCUGCCCACCCUUCAGCACUGGUAGCGGGACUCACAGGCACGAGAAUGGGACCUUCCACUGCAGACACAAAGCACACCACCACCCGACGUCCAGGGUCAUGAUCUGAAUUGCACCAAGUGCCCAUCAGCCCUGUCCCAGGUUGCAGAGGAAACGGGAUACCAGCCCCCACACAGUCCCUGGCCACCUGCUGCUCAUGGAGCCUUAUUUCCCCAUCUUUAGGAAGGCUUUAUAUGUGAGGGCUUUGCAUGCAUGUGGCAGAACUCAUCUUCACAGCCCUGCAAGGUGGGUUUGAGUCUUCCUGGUCUUGGGGGUGAAAACAGGUUCCCAGAGUCUGAGCAGUUUGUCAAGGCCAAACAGCCAGGAAGGGGUGAGCCAGGACUCAAACCCACGUCCUCUGACUGCCACUUUCUCACUCUGGGGAUCGGUACUCCCAGUCCCUUCCCUCCUGGUCUGUCAGAGACUCAGUAAGCUCUGGUGCAUGAUAGGGACCUGGGGUCUUGUCACUGUCCUGCCACCUUGUCUGCUGGCUUUGAAACCAUCCAUGCUACUUCAGGCUCCCCCAGAGGUGCCUAACCCGGUCCCAGAAUUCAGCCACCUUACCCCGGCCUCUGCAGGUUGAGGCAAAGGCUCCUCUUUUCUCCAUGCAGCCAGAAUGAAGACCCUUUGGGGGCCUAAGGUAAGGCAGUCCAUAUCUAAAAGGCCUGGUGUCUGGUGAAGCUCUGGGUUAUCUUCUUAGCUUUGCUUUUUUGCGGGGGAUCUCAUUCAGAGAGGAGACUUGACAGCCUGUUUGAAGACACGGAAGUAAUGAAUGGGAAAGGUGGAGGCUGUGAGCCCCACCUGGCAUGGCUUCCUUAACUCGGCGUGUGGGGGUACAGCUGGGACAAGAACCCAGCAGUCCAGGCCCUGUCCUGCCCAGGCUGUGCAAAUGGGGCUGGACCCAAAAGGUGGGGGCAGUCAGGCUGGGAGGUGGGACUCAUUGGCCACCCAGCCCAGGGGCAGCUCUGGGAGGAACCGCCCACCAGGAAGUUUGGAAAUCGUCCUUCCCUAGGCUUCGUUCUCGAUCCCAUGCAGAUUUGCGUUGAGAAGCUGCGGAAACGACUCUGCCUUUGACUCCAAAUGGGCAUCUUUCCUCGGGUACAUCAGCCCCACAAAGACAAGAAAUCUGAUGCCAAAACAAAAGUCAUUCCAAAGUCAGGUGUCAGUAACCAGGCGCCACAUUCAACCCUGCCCUGCCCGCUGCCAGCACUAGGCAAUUCCGAUGGGCCCGUCUUCCAGCCCUGAAGCGGUCACCUCCUGACCUCUAGUGGCGAACGAAGGAACUGCGCCUGUCAGCACUAGCCAGUCCCCAACGGGCCCAACUUCUAUCCCUGAAGCGGUCACCUCCUGACCUCUAGCGACGAGAGAGGGAACUGCGCCCUGCCCGCCGAGCCCGGGCCGUGCAUGCCCUACCCAUGGUUCCUUCGCCAACUAAGUGCACCUCCCGAUGCAUGGACUCUGGCUCUCGUGCGCUGCUUAACACUGUUUUGCUACCAUGUGACGGCUGCAGACACUGUCCUCAAACUGCAGCCCCACAACACAAGUUUUGUACUUUGGUCUGAUCCACCCAAAGGUGUCCUUUUAAAGUCUUAUUUGUUAAUAUUUAUAAUGACAUAUAAUCCAAAGUAAACGGAAACGUCACAUUGCAA
This is a messenger RNA of Saimiri boliviensis boliviensis (Bolivian squirrel monkey), 5709 nucleotides long. It is a transcript of the gene DOC2B, whose product is annotated as double C2 domain beta. Lineage: Eukaryota; Metazoa; Chordata; Mammalia; Primates; Cebidae. Gene Ontology annotation, cellular component: membrane; synapse. Gene Ontology annotation, biological process: regulation of calcium ion-dependent exocytosis; exocytosis; spontaneous neurotransmitter secretion. The record is from RefSeq and is a predicted model, not a curated record.